AUGGAGGUCAAUGCGAGUCCGUUAGAGAAGAAAGAAGCAAAUGAAGUUGUCCUUAUGAUUUCAGGCGUUGAAUGUCAAAGCAGAGGUUCUUCACCAAAACCGAACACUGAGCCAAUAGAGCUUGAAAAUCCUCUGUCAAGUUCACAAAUCUCCAAUUUGACAAGCCCCUCUGCUAUGGAGCUCACUCAGUCGAUCCCGACUCCGAGUGAGCUUCUGAAUAUCCAGGCCGGAAAGUCCAUCUCAAGUUCCACAUACGCGAAGCUGAAAUCGAGAUCCAUGGAACUGCCGCAUCCUAGUGAUACGAGUGCUACUGCAUCUAAGGACGCUGUGGAACUGGAGCCGAGCACGUUUCCAGUCGGUCCGGUGCCAUCACCGGCUGCAGAGGAGGAAGACAAUGAGCAUGUGUCUGUUAAAGAAGCUGACUUGAAGACUGUAUCUGUGGCAAUGCAUCGCAUCUGUGUGUCUGAGACUUUGAAUUCCAAGUCCCAAGUGAUGUCGGGCAAAAUGAAGUUUGUUUUGGCUCAGCUGGUCAUGUUUGUGUGCAUCACUGGGCUCCUGAUUGCGAGUUUAACCAUUCGUGUUCUGCGAAAUACCGUUAUUUGGCAUGUGCAUUUGUGGGGAUGGUGUUUGCUGAUGUUGGCAAUCUUUUGUGGUAGGUUGCUGACUCACUGGUUGAUCACAUUAUUAAUUUCCUUGAUUGAGAGGAAGUAUCUGCUCAAAAGGAAUGUUUUGUACUUUCUCGUUGAACUCAAGAACAGUGCCAAGGCGUUCGCAUGGUUGGGUCUGGUUUUUUUAGCCUGGGUUUGGCUGAUAGACCAUAGAGUGAAAGGAUCAAGACUGACGACUGGGAUUCUGAACAGGGUAACGAGGGCGCUUGCUUCUUGUCUCCCAGGAGCUGCCUUAUGGCUGAUCAAAACAUUCCUCAUACAAUUGCUUGCUGCUUCUUUUCAACACAAGAGAUUCUUUUAUCGCAUUCAAGAUGACAUCUUCCAAUACUACAUGAUAGGGAUACUUUCCAACCCCAUGGAUCCAAAGAAAAGUCUCAAGGUGAACGUAGAGAAUCUAAGAAGGAUGAAGCCGGAUAAAGUUUCUGCUUGGACGAUAAAACAAUUGAUUAAAGUCAUUAAGGGCUGGGAUUUAUCGACUCUUACCCAGUCCCUCGAUGAGGCAGAGCAACAAGAUGAGGAGAUCACCGAUGAACAAAAAGCCAAGAAUGUUGCUAAAGCUAUAUUCAAGAACGUAGCCAAGUCAGGGAACAAGUAUAUCGAGGAGGAUGACCUUUUGCGCUUCAUGCCGAAGGAAUACGUGGAGAAAUUCUUCUCUUUGAUUCCCGCAUCGGCAGAAACUCGGAAGAUCGAUGAGUCGUCUUUGAAGAGCUGGCUAGUGAAUGUCAAUCAUGAACGGGAAUCGCUCACGCUCGUCCUCAAGAGGGUGCGAAAAACCAUGGAGGAGCUGAACAAACUCGCUUCAGCAGUUACGCUCAUUGUAGUCAUCAUUAUGUGGUUGCUUCUGAUGGGAUUGUUGACAACGCAAGUGCUCAUCUUCAUUUCGUCUCAGAUUUUACUUUUCACGUUUAUUUAUGGGGAUGCUGCCAAAAAGUGGUUCGAAUCCAUUGUGUUUGUCUACGCGAUGCAUCCGUUCGAUGUGAAAGACCGCUGUAUUAUCGAUGGGGUAGAGGUAGAGGUUGAGGAGACGAAUACCCUGAGUACCAUCUUCUCGAGAAACGACGGUGAAAGGAUAUUUUACCCGAAUUCAGUUCUUGCCUCUAAAGCAAUCAGCAAUGUCAAGAGGAGCUUGACCACGAGUGACUCCGUGGAGUUCACGGUCGAUUUCUCCACUUCAGUCGAAAUCCUUGAAGCUUUCAAAGAUAAAAUAAGAGAGUACUUAAAAAGCAAGCCCAAACACUGGCAACUGGAUCACAGCGUUGUGUUUAAGGAGAUUGCGGACGUUGACAACUCGAAGGUCUUGAAGAUGGCUCUCCACGUCAACCACACGGCGAAUUUCCAAGAGGCCCUGGAAAGGACCAAGCGGAAAUCCGAACUCGUGUUGGAGCUGAAGAAAAUUUUCGAUGAACUCCAUCUCAAGUAA
Eucalyptus grandis is the source of this 2088-nucleotide messenger RNA. Its product is annotated as mechanosensitive ion channel protein 10-like. Gene Ontology annotation, biological process: detection of mechanical stimulus; monoatomic anion transport; transmembrane transport. Gene Ontology annotation, cellular component: plasma membrane. Lineage: Eukaryota; Viridiplantae; Streptophyta; Magnoliopsida; Myrtales; Myrtaceae. The record is from RefSeq and is a predicted model, not a curated record. The transcript is spliced from 6 exons. Gene Ontology annotation, molecular function: mechanosensitive monoatomic ion channel activity. Bases 1 to 2088 code for a protein of 695 amino acids.